ACUCUAAGUGCGACAGCCAUCAUGACACCUCUGUCUGCAUUCCCUCUUCCUCUGCUGCUGGAUCACCCUCCCUCCGGAUAUGGUUGGGAAGAGCGUAGUGUGUCGAUUUUGUCGACAUCAUCUGCAUGCGACGUCAGAAUAGAUGAACGGGAUAGGUUUCUUGGGCGGGCUUGCUGUGUCAUCUGUGGAUUGAGAGGAGGAUACUUGCUUCAACAUUGCUAUAUUGUGGGGCAGUCAGAAAGAGAUUUUUGGUUGGAACUCAAGGCCCGCAGAUGGAUCCCUCCGCAGGCCAACCAAUAUCCACGACAUGAACCGCGUAAUGGCCUGCUUAUGUGUCCUAACCAUCGUCUCUCUUUUGAAAACUAUGGUUUCUUUAUUCGGUUUUAUCCCAAUAUUCGCAAGUUUGUGUUCGUUAACUACUCUGGCAGUGACUAUCUUCAACAGUUCCAUGGUAAAACGAUCGCGCUCGAUACCAGCGAUCGUUACGCGCCUUUCCCUUCCCUAUUCAUCAUCCACGAGAUGCGUGUUCGUGGGUUCCAUCCCUUUAACCCUGUUAGUCCAGACAUGUCCAACGAUCCACCUUGGCAAGACUGGAUCUUGUCGGACGGCGUGUUGAAGGACGAUAUAUCCAACGACGCAGCAAACUUUUUCAAUCGAGAGGGUCCUCCCCACGGCAAUGACAACAGUGUAUCUAGCCAGACGCAACUGCAGUUUCAACCUAUGGCGGCGAACACAGGUGGUACGUCAUCGGGCAGACACACGCUAGCAUUGAACGAAAAUGUCAUUGCGGACAUUCUUGCGGCGACGCGGGCCUUGCCAUCGUGGAGGGCCUGCGAGAUGGAGGGGACAGACUGGAGUGGCACAGCAGCUGAAAAUAUAGAAAAAUAUGUCUCUACUUUUGAUGUCCAACCAAAAGAAGAAGAAGAAGAAAAAAAAUAGCUGCUCGCCAUAAUGCUGAGACUUGUUUUUUUUGGAAUGUGAAAGGCCAUUGCUGAAGUAGAAAGCAAAGUUUGUAAUGACACAGAAGUACCAAUGUGCAACAGUACUACUACUAGUAUUUU
Messenger RNA from Fomitiporia mediterranea MF3/22, 1061 nucleotides. RefSeq lists its product as uncharacterized. The transcript is spliced from 3 exons. The record is from RefSeq and is a predicted model, not a curated record. NCBI's taxonomy places the organism in Eukaryota, Fungi, Basidiomycota, Agaricomycetes, Hymenochaetales, Hymenochaetaceae. The coding region runs from base 22 to 939 and encodes 305 amino acids.